ACGUUAAAAAUGUAAUUAUAUGUUAUAAUAAGUAAUAAACUAAAUUAAUUAAAAAGAAAAAGUUGACCAAAUAAACGGAGCCUCAAUGUCUGUUCCAAUCACCGGAAUCAGGAAAAACGGCGAGGCCAAAGCCAAAGAAGAAAUGAAGAAUGGGUGUCAGCUUCUCCGGUACUCGGCUACGUAAAUUUGACCAAAAACUUUGGCCUCUCUUCACCUCAUCACCUACCGGUUCCAUUCGCAAACAGCUGUAUAUCCAGUAAACCAGGGGGAAAAAUAAAGACUGAAAUUUGUAGAGAGCUGAAAAGCAUAGAAUGGAGCAUGAAGAUGACAACCCAUCACGCCUUUCAGGCAUUCGAAGAACACGUUCCCUGGCAUCUCCAUACUGGGCUGCCCACCAUCUACUCAUUCUUGUCAAUGAGAUUGCUGCUACCGAGGCCGAUUGUUCAAAUGCUUUGUCUUCCUUUCAGAAAUGGAAAAUUAUAGUGGAAAAUUGCAAUGCUUUGGGUGUUCCACACUCGUCAAAUCAGUGCCGCAGGAAGUGGAACUUAUUGCUUCAUGACUACAAGAAGAUCAAGCGUUGGGAGUCAGAGUCAGGACUACGUGAUUCAUACUGGUCUUUGGAUGGUCAAAGGAGAAAACAAUACGAGCUUCCAGAAAAUUUCGAGGAAGAUCUGUUUAAGGCCAUCAACGAUGUUGUUAGACUGCUGGAGGACAAAUCAGGUACUGACCGAGAUAGUGAUCCAGAAGCUCAGGAUGAUAAGCUUGGAAUAAUUGCAGACCUUGGGCCCAGGAAGCAAAAAAGAAAGUUAAUUCCUUUGAGAAGCCCUGCUGAAGCAAAGUCACACAAACGAUGCGCGGUGGAAAAGCUUAAGGAAAUUCACCUGGCAGAACAACCUCAGGAAAGCCCUUCUGAAGAAAAGCUUCAGAGAAGCGAAGCAGAAGAAAGAAGUUGGAGAACUGAGGCAGAAGAAAAUCCUGAAAAAUGCUACAUGGACAUAAACCAUAUGUUUAGCAUGAAAGAUGAGGAGCAAAGUAUGGUGGCAAGACUUGGCGAGAAUGCAGAGCAGAUCCACGCUGUAGUUGAGGAAAAUUUUAAUGACCACAGGGCUGCUAAUGUGAAGAAUGUUGAUGACUCCCGAACAGAUUUUAUAAGACGUCAAGGUGACUUGCUUAUUGGAUGCCUCGGAGACAUUUUAAGCACUCUCAACCAGUUUUCAGAACUUGUCUAGGAAUAUCAGUGAUUAAUGCUAAAGACAUUUAUGUAAAGUGCCUUUCUACUUUCUAUUUAGGGUGCAAUCUUCAGAAACUUUGGAAAAGACUGUGUGGGCAUCUCUCUGUCUCCUAAAAGAUCCAAUCGGACCGGUUGAUCAGACAGAUUGUCCGAUUGACCGGGAACUGGUGAUCUGUCCAGUCGAUAGGUGUAAUUAAACUGGAUUUUUGAUGAAUCCGUCAAGAACCGGUAAUUGAACCGGUUUUAGUUUUUCUUUUAUUAUUUAAUUAUUAAAAAAUGCAAGUCUCAAGACUUAAAUUUAUAAACUCUUAGUUUUAUAAUUCUAUAUUAAAUACAUAGUUAUCAAAAUUGGAUUAGAUUCAAAUUGAACCGAACA
Durio zibethinus is the source of this 1607-nucleotide messenger RNA. Its product is annotated as sequence-specific DNA binding transcription factor. Lineage: Eukaryota; Viridiplantae; Streptophyta; Magnoliopsida; Malvales; Malvaceae. The record is from RefSeq and is a predicted model, not a curated record.